GAGCGGCCCCGACUAGCAUCGUUUGGUCCUUCGGUUGUGCAGUCAGUCGGCUGGCAGACUUUGCACGAGCAAGAACUUAGACCGUGACUGGGCGCCUCCCACGAGGCGUCAGUUUACGAAAUUGUGUGUGCGUGUGUUUUUUUUAAACGAAAACAAAAUAAAAGCGUAUAAACGUAUGAGAAUACGGGCGAAUGUGAGGAUCAUUCGAUAUCGGGCGGACUUUUGAAAAAUUACGGUGCCGAAACAACGAUCAAUCCAAGUGCAGGCAUCAAGAAAAAAGCACAUCGGAAUAAUCGCAAUUGAACGACAGGGUUGGUUGAUAUCUUUGAUUUAUUUGUCAACGAGAGUCAAGAAUUUCGGUCGAGCCACCGAGUGAAACAAUUAAAAUAACGGAGUCUCAAAAAAAUUUGUGUUUCCAGCACACUUGAAGCCUCCUGUCAAGCUACGACGAUCCAAAGAUCGUUCUUAGUACCUGCUGCUUAAAAUACAAGAGCGUAGAGAGGCGAGGGCGAGUUUUGACGAAAGGGAUCGGUGCCCUCGAUCGUUGAAUCCGUGCUGCGAUCCCGACUAGACCCGCGCUCUCGAGAGAUUAUUUUUUCUCUUUCAUUUUUCAUAGAUCACUGGCCCUCGAUGCGAGCCCCGAGAUUUUCUCUGUAUCAUCGGUAACAACGCGGGUGUGUGUGUUUUCCCGGUGACACCGUUUCGACGUACUGAAGCAACAUAACUAUAUUUACUCGAAUGUGGAUCGCGCAAUAUUCGGUCGUUGAUCGAAGCGCCAAAUAAAAAGAGCGUGCGAACGCAGAUGAUGCGGCUAUCGGUUUUGCAACGCGAUAAACAAAGUGGAAAAUAAAGGCCUACGUCCCCGGCUCAGUGCGUUGAACUCCAUUUUAAAACUAAAUAGACCUGCUCACAAUAUUUUUUUUAUUUAAAAAACAAAUAAUUACACGUUUUCUACAAUUAAUAACGAGAUAAUAAAUCAAAGACUUUGUUUUCUUGCAAAUAUACGACGACAGAAGUUCGUUGUUUUUUAAAAUCAGGUGAAAAUCCUCGGAAAUAACACUUUCCUUGUUUCCACAUUUAUGGUGUCAAAAAAAUAACUGACUCCAAUAAUUGAAGUAUCUUCUGAGGAUAAAACGUAAAAAGUGUUUAAUAAUCACUGUAAAAAGUGUGCUCAAUCAAUCAUUGAUAACUUGGAUUCAUUCGAACUUGUUUCAACCCAUCGAUACGAAAACUCGCAACAGGGAGUCUCAAGAGUGCGCGCGUCCGACUCAUAGAACAAAGAACUAACGUUAAGUUGGAGAAAAGUGGGUUGUACUGAGCACUGAGCCACGGAGCGUAUAGUCACACCUCGGUAGAAAGGAAGGAAGGGAGAGAGAAAAGUGGACGAGGAAGGGACGAGGUGAAACGAGAAAAAAUCUUGAGCGUCUGAACGAGACCUGUUGUUGGCCACGGAAACAGGUUCGAUACGCUGUCCAUGACGAAGGGAAACUUGUUUUCAAUAAUUGCAACGUGAAUCUCAACGAAUUUAGUGAGGUGAUAAAUAGUCGUCCAUUUGAACAAACGAAAAAAUCGGAUUUCGGAACAAUUAUCAACUCCGUGAUAAUUCUUACAGAUUUUUUAAUUUAACACGAUUCGAAGGAACAGACGAAGUGGAAAAAAAAGUGAAAUUCCACCUUUGAAAAAAUAGAAUUUAGCGAAGAAUUGAAUUUUAGAAAAACCGUGUUGAAGUGCUCGUGGUUAGAAGUUGCGACAGGUAAUUCUAAAGCGCGGCAAAAAUUCCGUCUAUUAUGCGGAAAGUGGCCGAGAUAUUGAAGACCCGAGCGAUCAGCUGACUAACCGAGCUGUUCGGUGAGCGCUCUGACGGCCGGAUAACUAUAAAUGCCCACGGUGAAAGAACGGACAAGUCCAAGGAUCCCAAGAGUCAUCCUGCUUGCUCGGUCAUGACGUUCAGCACGUCUUUUCACAGUGAAAAGUCACCGAGUCAUCCGAUCGCCCUCGAGUCAGCGAAUCGGCCCAACACGGUAUCCGUCGAGGAAGGAAUGCUGACUGGCGGUCUUGGCUCUAAAUUAAAAUGUCCAACCCCAAUAUCGAGACUGAGGGUCGAAAAGAUCGAGGGUGGUCUAAUGGUUGCGGGCGUCGUGAUUGCCGCAAACUGCCAGAUUGCUCUGCCGGCCUUCGGCUUUCUAUUCAUGCUCGUCGGUGCUGUUCUAACCGCCGCAUCGUAUCGAGGACCGGGCGAGGACGAGGACAAAGAUUCGUACGCGGCGAGAAUCGCUUUUACCGGAAACUCGCGGAUCCUGGGACCGAUUUGCAUUGUCGUUGGUGCACUCAUGCUCGGCCUCGGUGUGCUGUUGUGCAUGCUCACGAGACGAGCGAGACGAAGAGAACGACUAGUUGGAUUUCAUUGUCCCCUUCACGGUGACUUUUAUCCAUUGAGUCCCGUCCAAGGUAUCAAAAUGCUCGGGACGCCAGGUAAAGACGUGGGUCGUUGGCCGAAGAUUCCCUGUCUGAGGGGUCGCUCGAACAGCAAGGGUGGCAUCAAUGGUACGAGGAGUUCGCAUAUGGGUCCACCACCAAAGUGUCCCCUCUCGGUGCUGAGCAGCACGAGAAGUUCGGUCAGCAGUUCACCCCUCAGCCCCUGCCCAACGCCGAUGCCAUUCCUCGUGACGUCAAACUCUGUCAGCGGGAUGGUGCAAAGCGUGGGAGCAAAUCUAUCGCCAGAUCAAACUUUCGGUUCGAUAAGAUCGCUCUCGGUGACGAGGGAAGUCGCGAGUUUCCCACUUUCGCGGACCCCAACACCGCCGCCGCAGCACAGGCCCGUAGUAACUACGAGUCCGGAAGAUCUCGCGGGCAUCGAGAGUCCCUUGAGAGACGCCUCUCCGAGACCGGAAGUGCGGGUCGUAGCACCUUCGCAUCGUCAACCACUGGCGGUCACGAGUUCCGGUGGCAACGGUUCGAGCGUGAAUCAAGCAAAUCGUAAAUCCGUCAGCAUAUUGUUGCCGGAUCACUCGAUCGGAUGACCCCAGCACGGCUUCGUGCAUCGUUGCGAAGAGGCUCCCCUUUCCAUUUGAGAUACGAACAAAAAUACAGAACACUAAAAUACUCCCCCAUCAUCUCUCCGCCUUCAUAAGUGGCAUCGAAAUCGCCGCGAUCGAUCACUUGAAGCCUCUCCAAAUCUUCAACCAAUUAUCUCGUGCCGAAGAUACGAAAAAACGUCUGACAAUCCACGCAGCGACGGGGAAAAACGGUGGGAAAAAAUGUUCCGAAAACUACGUCCGUUCGACGGUAGCGAUGAACGGAAAUGUCGGUAAAUUGCGCGGAGAACUCUCACAAAAAUCCAGUAAAUACGGUGACAACGACCACAAAACAACAAUUCAUUUUAGUAUGCUCAGCGGAUUUUCGUUCAUUUGCUUUGCUUUUUACGAUCGUGGAUUUACGCGCGGAAUAUUGGAAAUUACAAAUACGAGAGUUAUCGACACAACGAUUUUCCGGGGAAAAAUGAUUGAAAUCUCAGCUUGAAAAAAAAAAGAAAACUCGGCAAAUACAAUCCUGCUCUCACAUCAGUUACGCAGUGCCACAUAGAAUUAUUGAUAGAACGAAUAAAAAAAAUCCAUCCCCACGAAAUUACUGCGGCAGAAGCAUCCACGGCAAUCUACCGAGUGGAUAAUUGAUUUUUUUAUUUCAUCUUCUUACGAAUUGUCACAAUGCCAAUGAUUGACCCAGAUUCGGGGGAGGCUCUGAGAAAAUGUCAAUGUUCAACGAUUUAUCGCUUGUUUUAUCUUUGUUUCUCCGGUAGUAAGUGGUCGAAGCUCGGCUCGGAGGAGGUGAAUUAGUGAUGGGUGAGAUUUGGCUGGCACGGAGGUGCUCGAUAAUUGAACCGAUCGAUGAAAAAGUACAGCUGAAACUGAACGCUUAUUCUUGCUUUAUUUUUUUCCGGAUAAACCCAUCAAUCUCAUUUCGAUUCUGAGGAGCUAUAUCGUCGAGUUUUAGAGCGAUUUUGCUUCGUUAAAGAUGAAAAAAAAAGAUAGAAAAGCACGACGAGCCACCACCUUCGCCUCGCGGCGCUCCUCGAUCCUUCGAUUUCCAAAGGUUCGGUUUCAUCGAACAAGGAACUCUAGAAAUCUGCUCAGCUUCGUCCCCUAGUGAAACUUGAAGCGACAGCGAGUUGGCGCUAGGUCGACUCGACAGGAUCGAGUGCUCAGAAUACAGGGAAAAAUAUUCUUCUUCUUCGUCUCUUACUUUCGUUAGGAAAAUGGAGAACGAGCAGGUAGCGAGUGCGGAAUAAUUUAUAUUUUACAAUUCGCUAAUAAAGAUGACGAAACAAAAAGGGAUGAAAUAACAUGCGUCGAUACAAAGCCACGAAAUGUCUUUUCGAUAUUAGCACCGAUCGAACGACGAAUAAACAUUGGAGGAAGUUACCGAGGAGAAAUACGACCGAAGACAAUCCAUCUGAUCGAAGCAGUGGUUUCAAUUUAUUCAAAUCGUCGAUGAUAUGACGUGUAGAAGUUAAAAUAAAAACAAGGAAAAAUAAGACACUGCAAAAGUAGGAGAAGAAAAUGUAGCUGCGAGACAAUACGGACGAGCGGAAGUCGUGCAUUUCGUUGAUCAACAGCCUCAGGAAUCGAGGAAAUCCUUUCCGCAUGGCCUCGAACGUAGUUGAAUACGCAUAACUCCCGCGUCUUUUUAGCCAGCGCGCGCGCUCAAUCAGGAGUUUCAUCAUCGGAAUACAACGCAUCGACGCGAUCACAGAAAAAAAAGUUAAAUAGAAUUAUCUUGGACAUUCCACAAAAGAGCGCGAUAAAGAGAGUUGAGAAAAGUGUCGGGUGUUUUUGAACGUGUGACAACUCGAAUCGCACCAACUCUCGGGAACUUAACGAGAAUCGUUGAACGAACGAACUUUUCCAAAUCGUUGCCCAGUAAACGGGAAAAUUCACGGUUCUGCGAAGGACGACGAAGCAAGAGAAAGAAAAAAGAGCGUUAUCGAUACCGGAGGGAUUGUAAAUCAUUAUUUGUCCCCCGCAAUUAGUAAGACUCGUGCAAAGCAGAGCAAUGGGAAGAACGGGCAGGAUUCUUCACUGGUAUGAGAUAACGCGGUCUGCUCACUAAUGGAAUGGAACAACGAGAGGAAAAAAACGUCGUUCCUCUGUGUAAGAAAAGCUGCUGGAGAGACUAAAAGCUUCGAGAAGAAUAAUGGAUGGGUGCUGCUGGGAAAGCAUUUAAAAACAAAAGACAAGGGCAAUGGUGAAAUUUAUUUAGGAGAAUAAUGAACGCCUGUCAACGGUGUGGAAAAAGAUAAGGCAAGUUUUACACCGAGCGACCAGACUUGCUUGAAAAAUACAGUCGACAAAUAAUGCUCGAUGAAAUAUUUCGAUAUUAACCUUCGAGAUAUAUAAGAAUGGGAUUUACGAAUAUGAACAGAAAAAAGAAAAGAAAAAGGGGUUAGGGACGAAGGGAUAAACGGUGACAGGAAGAUGGGCGCUAAUUGGAUAUACCAGCUAUUAAAAAUUCAGGCUUAAGUUACAUUUUUAGAUACUCCAUGUUUCGUAUUAUGCUCAUUCGAUCUUCUGAUCUUUCUCUCUUUAAUUUUCGAACUCAACGAUCUACGCUCAUUUUAUCAGUUUUCAUAUUCAAUCGUGUAAAUUAAUCGAAAUUUAUUGUUUCUUUUUGCUCUUCGUAGGUCAUAUAGACGACUGAAUAUUUUAAUUUUAAUCGUAUUUUAUAUUUGAUGCAUGAGCUUGGUAUAAACGUCCAUGCGAAUGUGCAAUCGUUCUCGCUUUGUUUUAUUAAUUUACCAUGUUUUUUUACGAGUUUCGUCGACUUGAGAAGGUCUCUGGAUUAUCGAGGGAAAGAUGAGUGAAGGAUCAUUUUAGAAUUAAGAUUUCCUAGUCCUGUAAAUAUACGUAAGCUAGAUAGACGCGAGAAUGUUAUUGAUAAAGAGGGAUUAAUCGUAUAUGAAUGGAAAAUCGAGACAAGAAUCAGCAUUGUUUGGCAAAAUUUGCUAAUUUUUUACCUUUUUCAAUUCAAUGCCACACAUUUUUAGGCGCACGAAUUGCCAGAUUAUUAGAAGCAAACGAAUAUCGAAAGAUUAAUAAUUUAAGAGAAUCUCAUGAUUCGAGAAACACGGAAAUAGCAAAUAUUGUUUUUUUCCGUUUUUCAAUUAUCAGCUUGAAAAAAAAAUAAAAAAUAAAAAAAACAAACAAUGUCAAGAACCGGUUCCAAAUGACGAGUGAAUAAACUCAAAUUCCGAAUUCGUCACUCCAGUCAUCGAACUUGUACGAAAAUCAAUUGGAAAAUGUGACUUUUCAUAUCAGCUUAAAGGCCAUGAAUAGGGUAAACGUUGGUACUUUAGGUGUUUUUUUCUUUAUUUUAUAAACAAAAAUCGGUUGGAUGAAUUUGAAUAAAACCUUGUACAGAUCUCUUACAUACUCAGAAGUACUGGAAAAAAUUUUUUUUUCAAUUUUUUUCAUGGUUUUUUUUGUACAAUGGUGCGUUGAAUAUGACACUUCUUGAAUCGGCGUUGAAAGCAAAUCUCAGCAAUGGAACAUCUCAGGACAAAAAACCAAAAAGAUUCUUAAAAUAUACGCUAUUAGCUGUCGCAUGACGCAGGGGAUUUUCAAAAUAUUGUUUAGAAAAAAAAUGCCGACCAUUUGAACAAAAAUGUCACAAUUUUUGUGCAUUUCUCAUUAGAAAAUUGUUUAUAAAAGAAGGAGGAAAAAAAGUUAUCAAAAAACGGCUACGUCAUGCCGAAAACAUACGUUUUCCCUACUAAAUACAAUUUGAAUCAAGUCAAGGGGUGCCAUUUCCAACGCACCGUUAUAUAAAAAUAUACCAUAAAAAAAAAAAAAAAAAUCCAGUACUUCUGAGUAUGUAAAAGAUGUGUACAAGGUUUCAUGUAAAUCCACCGAACCAAUUUUUAUUUAUAAAAUAAACGAAAAAAUUACCUAAAAUCCGAACGUUUGUACUGUUCAUAGCCCUUAAAAACCCACAUCGAUCAAUCAUCGAUCGAUGGGCUACCGUUAACAAAAUCAUUUAAAAAAUGCCUACGAAAUUUGAAUUGCUUGGAAAAGAAAAGAAACUACGAAAAUAAAAGAAAAUACGAAAGAAAAAAAAAAUGAAACGAAUUUACAGCUCGUUCGUAAUCAUUUUGUUUUUAUUUAUAUUUUAUCUCGGCAUAAAAGCCUUAGAUGAGUAUCGACACUGAAUUAUUGAUCGUUGGAUACCGGCAUAUUUGGACAAUAUAAAAUAAUACGAGUUAUAGAAUCGUCUAUAUAGAAUACGUAUCAUCGAGGAAACUCGUACGUAGCUCAAUCGCUAGUGAUUCGAAUAAAAAGUUGAAGAAAGAAAAAACAAUAAAGAAAAAUUCAUUCGCCGAGGAGAAGGAGCCGCGACGAAGAUUGAGAUAAACAUUAAGACAUGAGAAGAACCCAUCGAUGAUAACGUUGUUAGGUGAUUUUUGAGGUGUGCCAAAAACGAAGAAAAAAAAUAUCGUUAGAGAUGUACUAUUAUGGAACGAAUGAACGAAUUUAAAAAUAAUAAUAAUAAUAAUAAUAAAAAACUAAAACUAAAAUCGUUUUGCAAAAUAUCGAAAAAAAAGUUGCGAUCACAGAGGCUUUUUUUUAUCAAAGUCCCCGGCGAUCGUCCUGAGAAUAAAGUUGAAAAAGAUUUGUUAAACCUCCAGUAUUACCGUAGCAAGAACAUCAGCAACAAAAAAAAAACAUAAUAAAAAAAAAAAACAAAAUUGAUUUGCAAAACGAAUGGCAAAUUUGUGAUCUUUAUUCUCAGUAAAACUAGAGCUUGUUUAACCAGAGCUUAAUCAUUAUCGCCGUUAAGAAUUGAUUGUCCGCCCUCGGCGCGUGCGCGCACGCGUGCAACUUCUCAUCGUUAUAUUUAUUCCACAAACGGCCGAAAGAGAGAGCGUGCUAAAAUUUCAAAGAAAAAAUAAAAAAGACCGCUGCGAUCGAGGGAUCCGGCGAAUGCAUUUUCAUUGCCGAUUUACGACUCUUCUCCUUUUUUCUUCCUCUAAGACAAGUUUGUGAUAGUAUAAGUUUAGUACGAACACAUGUUAUUGAUUAUAGGUGUUAAGAGUUUUUAAUAAUUGAGUAUGUUUUCAAGACAGUACUGUUUAAGACAUGAAACACUUGAAUAUGCCUCGAUCGCGUCCUGAAUAAAGUAAUAAAAAUGAAAAAACAAAAGAAAACCGUUAAGAAAGAAAUCGAAGUGUCCGGACGAAGGAGCGAGAGUAGUGGGGGGGAGGAAUGAAAAAACGCGGAAAAUUUUGGAUAUCAAAAUAGUCGUUAUCGAACGUCCACUUAGGCGCGUCUUCGAGGACCUUCGAAGAUUAUUCAAAGAAAUAAUAAAAGUGUCUGCGAAGCGUAUCAAAUAAACGCCUAUAUUGCAUAUGUACUAACGAAGGAUGUUAAAUGACAAUGAGACGAAAUAUUGAAACUGCAUUACUUUUUAUAUAGUUGUCGAGAUUUAAAAGAGGCUGAUUAAAAUUAGAUCGAAUAUCAAUGUAUUUCGCCAUUUGAUAUAUGAAACAGAAAAUGUGUGUUUUGUUCAUUAAAUACGGAACACUUGUAACCCUCGGUUCACAUGAAACAAAAAGAAAGAAAGAAGAAAAAAAAUAACAAAAGAACGUAAAGAAACAAACGAAAUAUAAAACAUGUAUACAUCAAAUUAUACAUAUUAAUGAUACAAGUAAAAGCGAAAUGAUGAGACAGUCCGUAACGUUUGUAAUUUAGGAUAACGAUAUAUAUCCUUUGCGUAUUUAAGAAAUCUCAUUCGGAGGAUGAAAACUAUCACAUGGCCUCUCUCACUAUAUUCCCCUUUGGACGUUCCCGGCGCCUCGCUCUUCUCUCACUCUCGAGGCGCAUAUCGCGACGGGAUUCAAUAGAAUAAUCCUUAUUAGCAUUUUUCUAUAACGAAUCAUCUCGACGGAAAAUUAUAGAAAAAAUAAAUACACACACACCCACACACAGAUUGAUGAAUAAAAAUUAUGUAGAAAGUA
Messenger RNA from Venturia canescens, 9007 nucleotides. RefSeq lists its product as uncharacterized. The transcript has 6 exons. Bases 1941 to 3020 code for a protein of 359 amino acids. The record is from RefSeq and is a predicted model, not a curated record. Lineage: Eukaryota; Metazoa; Arthropoda; Insecta; Hymenoptera; Ichneumonidae.